GUCCCCAAUGCCCGUCUUCGAUGGGCAAAAGAAAACCCAGGAGAUUUCCAUUUUAUGUGGGAGUGUUUGAAAGUAAUCUAUCUGACAUUUUGGGAGUCACAAGAGCAUCCUGGCUCAUUGGCCAAUCUAAGCAAACUGACUAAUAGAACCAACGUCACAAUAGCUGCUAAAAAGUUCCAGCAAGCAGAUGAAUUCCUGCGACAUGCACUAGAAGCCCACUUGACUGCAUCUCUGCUAACAUUUCUAAACAUCUCUAGUGUAUCAGCAGACAUUUCAUCUGAUCAAAGCACAGUGACUGAACUACGGCUGCACCAAACAGCUGAGAGAUUUGCAAACCAAGUGCUAUCAGCCCCAACUGAUGAAGACAAAAAAGACGCUGACCAUAUGUACAACUUCCAUCGGUCAUUCUUACAAAUGGCGUUGCUGUAUGAAGACCUCAGAGAUGCCAUAAAACACGAGGAUGGUCCGCGAAUUAUACAGCAUUGGAGAAUGUGGCUACUGUAUUUCCUAGCAUCAAAAAGGACCAACUACAACAGCGAAGCUGCUAAUCUCUUGGCAAAUUUAAAGGCUGAUUUUUCAAAGUGGCUGUCCUACAUAGUCACUCACAACAGAACAGUCAAUUCGUCGGGUCGGCCAGGUCAUGGAAAGGCAAUUGACAUGGCUGUUGAACAUCACAAUCUCGUGAUCAAAACAGCACUUAGGUCAUCUGGUGGUAACCUCACUCUCCAUCACCUAAAAAUGAUAAGUUUAGCAGCUCACAUGCUACACGAUGCAGCAGUAUUGUGUGAUGAAGAGGUCUUUGCUACUCACAACGGAACACGACAUCAAAGCUCAAAGGCUGAAAAAGACAUUCAAAUGAUGGUAUCAAGCUUGAUUGACUCCAGAGCAACCUGUCGAAUUUCUCAAAGAACAUUACCAUCAAAUAGGUGCUUCACAACACCAGAGCGUAAAGGAUAUGACAUUGCAUUGUCCAAACAAUGGCUGGCCAAAUUCCUGAAGAAAGAGGAACUACAUCUUGAUGAAGACAAAUCAACAGAUGAAGACCAUGAGGAAAUCGAUUUUCUGCAAGACAAUGAAACAUGACGAAGUGCUAGGCUUUAUUGUAGCGUUAUAGCACUAUUAUAGCACUAAAUUAUACCACUAACAUAAAUUUCAUAGGUUAUUGCUACAA
Corticium candelabrum is the source of this 1171-nucleotide messenger RNA. RefSeq lists its product as uncharacterized. The transcript has a single exon. NCBI's taxonomy places the organism in Eukaryota, Metazoa, Porifera, Homoscleromorpha, Homosclerophorida, Plakinidae. The record is from RefSeq and is a predicted model, not a curated record. The coding region runs from base 55 to 1083 and encodes 342 amino acids.